Diaporthe batatas is the source of this 1476-nucleotide messenger RNA. RefSeq lists its product as uncharacterized. The record is from RefSeq and is a predicted model, not a curated record. Lineage: Eukaryota; Fungi; Ascomycota; Sordariomycetes; Diaporthales; Diaporthaceae. Bases 1 to 1476 code for a protein of 491 amino acids. The transcript has 3 exons.
AUGCGCGGUCUCCACACGGCCGGUGUCUUACUGGCCCCGGCUCUGGCAGGAGCUAUUUCUCUUGAGGGCGAGGACUCGAUUCCUAGAGCCUUCAUCAACGUGCGCCUGCCCGAACCCGUCGACUCGAACGCUAGCUCGGACCUGGUUUUCCGAUUCGACGUCAAUGAAUCCCAAGACGCUUGUGGAUAUGGAAAUGUCACCAUCAACGGCCGGAAACUAUCAGAGGACGGCCAUGGCUCUCUGAACAUGUACGGCAACCGCGUGGUUGACGCCUCUUGGAACUUGACCUGCGUGACCUGGAACGACAAGCCCAAUGAGCAACUGCUAAACAUGAAGGUCGAAAAUGUCAAUGGUCAAGCCGUCGAAGAUGUUGGAUUCACUCUUAGAUUUCAGCAAGUCGCACCUGUCUGGAUCUCGGAUGUCGAAGGGGGUGCUUCCAUGACCCGUGUCCACUCAAGCGGUCAGGGUCAAUCAAAACCUCAUGACGCCAACGAGGGGAUGGAUCUUGAUUCCGAGCUGGCCGAGCUGGACUAUCUGAGGUGGCAAAUGGCUGAGCUAGCCCAAUUAAUCCACGCAAAGGAGCAUCGCCUCGCCAAGACCUUUGGAUGGAAGAGGCCUCACUGGCAAGGGCCCCGUAUUCACGAAUGCGACAGCCUCAAACCACAUCGCGGUCCUGGUUUCAUCCACAUCGCCUCAGGAAUCGCCUCGCUGGUCCUAGUUGUCAUAUUUGGCAGCGUGCUGUACCAGCGCCACGUCCGCAAGUCCAUCAGGCCGCCCCGACUCCACCGUAGCUCCAACGUCCCGUGGUACAAGAGGCUCUGCUUCGGACCCAACUACUCGGAGCUUUCCGAGGACGAGGAGAAGGAAGCCAUGCUCCGAAACUGUGGUGACUCCGACUCUGAUGACGAGGACGACAGCGGCGUCGUCGCAAGGGACAUAUCCCAGUUCAGGACAGCGGCCGACGUGGUUGGGGAGAUGGUCGCGGCCGAGGACGCACGUAUGGCGGCACACUCCCGCCAGCCAUCCUUCUCGCCGGCGCCAGCGGCUGGACCGGUGGAAGUGAUGCAGCCACACCGAUACCACAUGCAGCAGCAGCCUAUGCAUCCUUACAUACCCUCUCACCUCAUACCCGGCAACAGCAUCCCAAUGACCAUGCCCACGGGGCAACUAAGCCCGGACCCGGCCACCAUGGCCGCGAUGGCAGCUAUGUUCCCAGACCUGGCGGCCGACUACGAUAUGGAGCUGGGCGACCAUACGCACCACCACGGCGGCGUCGUCGGCGCCGGGAUGGGUUUCGGGGGCGAGGAGCUGCCCGCGUAUCAGGAGGCGGACAGGCGGAGCGAGGACGACGAGUCUGAGAUCGCGUCUAGCGUGGUGACGGACGGGUACAGGCCGGGUUGCUCUGGGUCGUCGUAUACUCCUAGCGAGUCCGGGUCGCAGGGGGCUAGUGAUAUACUUGGCAACACGAAGAACUAA